AUGUCUUCGAUUGAAACAUUUUUAUUUAAAGCCACCAUCGGUUGGCUCGUGAAUAAAGGAAGAGAUGUGACAGCAGAAAAGCUAAAAGAAGGCGACGUGACGGAUAAAAAAGUACGUGAUUUGAUCGUGCGUGAAGUGAAAGAUAUCAAGUCAAAGUUGGACGGAUUAUCAAGAAAGGAUCUCCUGGUAGCUGUUGAUUCCUUUGAAACAGGAGUCAGGUUUUUCUUUCAGGCACUCGAUGUAAAACCUACUGGUGGAGCCAGUACCGCAACAGAAAAGACCUCUGUGGCAAUCAAAGAAGAGAACGUUGACUUAACAGAUGUCGUAAAGGUAGUUUCCUUUGCCUCAGAGAUGGAAAAGAUUCAGAAGAUUGAUCUUGAUGAGGCGACAAAGAUUAAAUUUUCUCAAGCCGAAAAGAGAUUCAAAAUGGCCCGUGAAGAAGCAACAAAAGCCUCCAACAACGAAGCUCUUGAGGUUUUUGACCGGAUCACAGCCAUUCAAUUUCGUGUCAUGGCAGCAAUAUUAGAGUCAGUGGUAGAGACAGCGAGAAUCGCGGGUGUCUUGUCCCCAGAAACUGUAAAGAGUGCAUUGGAAAAUGCAUUAAACGAGUGCGAUCAGUGCCUUCAGAAACUUCAUUGUCUUCCAGCUGUUCAGGACUGUUUUAAAGUUGGACUGGAAAAAGGUCUCCUAAAUUUGAGACGACGGUUUGGUAAAGAUGAGCGAAGAAGGGUAAUUUCCACGGUAUGCCAGGUAAAUCGCGCCAUCUACAAUGCGACACAAGCAGUUGGCAGAGACGCCUUGAUCUGGCCAUUUGUCGACACCGGAGAAGAUAAAGUUGACCCUCUACGCGAUAGAAGAAUACCAAAGGUAUUGCGAAAAGUUUAUAUGGAGCACUGUUGUGUUAAACCAUGGUCAUUAGGUCAGGAGGGUGAAGAGGAGCACAAGCUGAAGAGGCCGUGUGGUAUCGCUACAAACCAUAGAGGACAAUUCCUGAUAGCAGACGAUGGGGAUAAAACCGUGAAGGUGUUUGAUAGCAACGGAAAGUUUGAUUUUAGGUUUAAUCCUCAAACUGAUGACGCCGAUACAGAGUUAGAUAUUUUGGAUGUCGCCACUGCAGGCGAGGACGAAAGGAUUUAUCUUCUGGUCAGACUGAAGAAGCCUGGGGCUGAGGAAUGGGAGAGGGAAGUGCAGGUUUUUAACAAAACUGCUGACCUACAGCACAAGUUUCCUGUGAGGAGAGGGAACUGGAACAGACUAACAGUGAGCAGCGAAUUGAGCAGCGGCAAACAACGCGGCAAAAUUCUCCUGUUGGCACGUGACGAUGUUCAUGUUUACGAGGAGCCGAGUGGAAAGCUUGUUUGUAGCUUUGGUCGAAGAGUGUUCGAGAGGGCAACAGAUAUCACUGCUACUUGUGAUGGUCGCGUCAUGAUAGUGGACUCGGGAGAUGACAGUUUUUACUUAUUUGAUGUGGAGGGACACCAGCUUGGCAAAUUUAAUAUCAAAUAUGAGGGAGAUGUCUUUUUUCGCAUUGCAUGUCACCCGACAAGUGACCAUGUUGUCCUUGCUGGUUUGGAACGAGAGACAGGCUGCCUGACGCUGGCUAUAUACACUGUUAAUGGUGAAUUUGUUCGCAGAAUUCAGCUGGAUGAAGAAGUAGAUUAUGUAAAUGGAAUGACUGUGACCAUGGAGGGUCACAUUGCUGUGGCUUUACAGGAUAUUAAAGACGAAGAUACUCUCCAAGGAAAGGUAAUUGUUGUUUAAAACUAAAAAUUCGAAGACACAAGUCAACAGUUCUUAUUUUACUUUCAUGAAUAAAUGUCAUCAAGGCAGAUGUUUAAAUUUAAUGCUGCAGUUGAUUGGAAUCACUGGACAUGACUGGAUUAAGCCACAUACACUGGCUUAAGUUUACUGAUGUUUGUAGUAAGUCUUGUGUUAUCGCUCUAACCCUCUAACCAAAAGAAACCAAAACAGAUAAAAUGAAUGCGAUACAUGUACAGUAAACACUCGCUAAUAAGAACCUAACUUACAUUUUUUUUUUUUGGAGGUCUGACAAAAAGGUUCAUUUUUGUGGGUACGUUACAGAGUAAUUAAGGCUAAGUACAACUGUAGUUUCUUAAUUAGGUUUUUAAUUUCUAAUAUAUACAUUUAGCCAGGGCUAAAAGCGAAGCUCCUAUUAACUCCAAUUUAUAAUUUAAAUCAAACAACAUACUUGUAUUCCACAAUUCAGUUAACUUUAGAGCACAUUCAUGUGACUUUUGAGGGAAAGGUUUAGUGAUUUUAGAGAAAAAUAAUUUGCAGGAAAACAAAUCAGGCCGAAUUGUUUGCGUUCGACAAUUAAGUUUACUUUACAAAAUCUUUCCAACAAGUCUGGGACGUGUAAACCAUCCUUUUAUACUUUUUAUACAUCACAUCUGAGGUGAAACAGUACCAUGAGGCGCUGUUUUUAUCAUACAGACCUCCGACAGAGUGCAGUAUUUCACAAUUUUGCAAUACAAAUAUUGCACUCAUUCAAUAUUCAGGACGAUCGAAUACGUGUGGGCUUUUAGCGAAUUUAAACCGUUAAAAAAUUUCCAAAAUCACCUACAUGGCUAGCCGGUUCUCACUUUUGACAAGCGCCAAAGUCGACUGUUUAAAUUAAGACUAAUAGAGUUGUACGCUUCAACAUAAUAAAGAAUUUGUUAUGUUUGUUUUUUAUUUAUUUAAUGGUUUUAUAACGAUGUGUACUCUUCAAAAGCGUUUGAUACGCGUGGCAUUUUGACUACUGCAUGCAAGCGAUGUUUAUGAGCGACUAAAAACAAACGGUACAACGAUUAAAAUUGCAAAAGAGACUACUAACAAUCAAUAAAAGGAAAAUAAUUCGGUGAAACAUAUACAGAGACAACUCUUUUCAUUCUCCUGAAAAUCCUUGUUUAUGUUUUAAGCCGGCUUCCCGGUGUUUGCUUUUUUCAAAGAUGAACUCGAGGCAAGAAAAUUGCUCAAAGCUUUCUUUUACAGCCAGAAUUAUAACUAAAUAUUCUUUGGAACGUUUUCUUUCUAUUUUCGGUGAGAAAAUGUCUAAAGGCUUUUUAAAGUUUUAUAAGCUUAUAAUCAAACCUGAUACUCGGUCAGAUCAUUGUCUCAAAUCUUACAAACAUGCAUAAACGAAAUAGCCCCAUAAACUACGCUCGACUUCAUUAAAUUAGAUAUAAAAAACAAACAUCAAAUACAACAAUUACUCAAGCUUACCUCUCGAGGUGCACUGAAAACUAUCAAGUAAGGCCAGAAUCGCUUCAGACUUUUCAACCCUCUUACGCAUCAAGCAAGGUGAAAAACGAAAACGAUGCCAUCCGAAAUCGGAUUUUCAACUUUGACAAGCGACGUAUGUCUCAACCAAAAACCCAACAAACAAACUAGCCAUGAAUAACAGAAGACUCUUGAUAGCAGCUGAAUUUCAUUUUGUACAUUCAAUGGAAAAAGACAGUUAAAAACAUCACAAGUUGACACAAAACUCUGUCAGCUUCAGCUGUCAAAGUGAACAAGUUUCAAGAUGCUGCAUAAAUUUUGCGCAUGAACUCAGCUGUCAAAUUUUGACCAAUCAGAGCAUAAAAAUUUGGACGUAGAGCGUGACCAACGCGUGACCUUGGUGAGAAAAGUCAAAAGCAACUGGCAUGUCUUCCCUGCCUGUAAAAACUGGCUGAAUUUUAGCUUCCGAGGUCAGUUUAAAAUCAAAAUUUUAAUUGUGCGGCACAUAUUAAACUUGAGCCUGCGAUCAUUUGAAAACUAGUAACUUGUCAGCGGAUAACUUCAAAAAGAUACUAGACCUCGAUGGGUCGACACCUGAGCCCGCGAUACGGUCAGGUGAUACUGCUGAGCGGAUACCCUGUUUUGACAGCUGUCAAUUGAUCACAACAUUGAUGUGCAAGAUGUGUGCAAUAUCAGUCUUCCUCUGCUCCCAAACUGGCUAGAAAGUGUGAGAUUUAACAUUGGUUUCCCUGUGGUGCGGACGGACGGGCGGGCUGCGGCGGUGUACGGUCACGUGAUUACCAAAUUUUCUGGGAUGGGUAGAUUUACUUACCCAUGGUGCUCCUCAGGCGCGCUUCGCGCGCCAGAGCUCCGCUAUGAAGGAGAUGUACAGGGUGUCCCAAAAGUUUGUUCCUCUAAUUUCAUGCUCAGUAUUAACUUUUGAUCAAAACUUUAUUUUUACAUGAAAUUUCUCAAAGAUGUUUAUUGCUCUAUCAAGUAGAUGAUUGUAUUCAGAAGUUCAGUAAGCUGCAGGUCCUCUUUUUUUUCUUAUCACAUUCUGUAGCCGUCGUGGCAUAGAGUGGGAUGAGUCAUCGUAGCGUCUAGAGCCCCAUAUGAGCCACUUUUAGCUUUUUCAUCACCUGGUACACAGGAGCCACUUCGACCCCCCAAAACAAUAUCAUUUUUUUUAGAUAAUCUAAAAUAUUUUUUGGCUGCCUAAUUUACGCAGCCAAAAAAAAUGUUUUAAGCAUUCAUAAAAAAAAAAACAUAAUCAUCCCGGCCUCUCUCUGCAGGAAGGUUUUUUUACUUCUUUGCCAAGGAGACUAGCUGAACGUUGCUUGGUGGACUGAGCAAGGCUUUUUUUUGCCAUCUAACUUGCCUCCAACCGUCAUUUUCCAGGAAACUGCCCCAGACUUAGCUUACUAACUGCUGCGAGAACCACCUUGUUAAGUUUCCUUUUUUUUUUCCAACCUAUUUUAGAACUAUUUUAGCUGCAUCCCUCGGAGACCCAGGGGCAGAUAGUGGGGCGGAGAUGAAGUCUAAACGGGCGGAAAAACAUGGCACGAAGAAAGUCGAAAAGAACGGUUUCCUGAUUGGUGCCAGAAAACUUGUGUUUUUCUGGCACCAAUCAGAAGCCAGAACGGCGGCGACCGUUUGGAACUUGUCUGGUAAGACAUUGUCCCCAGGGGCUCUUCUCACCGUUCUUUACUUUUCUUCGUGCCAUAUUUUUCCGCCCGUUUAGACUUUCCCUCGUCCCCACUAUCUGCCCCUGGGUCUCCGAGGAUGUUUUAGCUGCUUUAUUCAGGACUUUAUGUUCUCCAGCAGCUUCUUAAACCACAGUUUCUUAUUAGUGGGUGUGUGUUUACUGUGAGUACAGUAACAUUCUUUUGUUUCUUUAACAGUUGGUGGUAUAAUAAUAUUUUUGUUUGUGCAGAAUGGAAAAUAAUACAAUCCAGAUUCAGUUGGUUUACAAAAACAUCCUCAUCAUUUACCAGCUUCUCUAUAACUCUUUUCGUUAAAGAUUCAGGUUUUUAAGCUUAAAAUGCUCUACAUUGUAACUCAAUUGCAUGCCACAUCAAAAAACACCUUUGAAAUCUUCUCCAGGAAAAAUAUUUUAUGAUGCUCCCACUUGAUUUAAGCAGCCAAUAAUGUGAUAACCCAUAAUAACCCAUGCAACCAGCCGUCUUUUUGGUACAGGCGUGCAGGCUCAUUCCCAAAACAUCGGCUGGUAAUCAAGCCUAUUAGUAAGAUAAUUAAGAUUUUAUUCCAACAAUUUUCACUAAAUAAAGCAUAAAUAGUUUCUGGGCUGUGGUUUUCCCCAGAUUUUCAGGCAAAGCCUGCCUCUCUCUUUAAUCCUAAUGACACUAAGCAAGUGAUCCAGAUUUGAAACUGCCACAUGACAUACGUACAGUGAUAAGGAGAGAGGGCUCCUUUCCGUUGACAAGCAUUCCUCAAAACUGUUUUUGCUUAACUGUAAUCAAUCCUGCUCGUUAAAAAUUCUUUUUGGGCAGGUUAAAGUGUCUAUUGGGCUAGCACAUGCUAGGUACAGCUUGUCCAAAUGGUAAGCUGUGACAAAACUGACUUUCUUAAUAAACCCUGACAGAUUCAUGAUUUGCAUGUGAAGUAAUAGAAAUGUAACUUAAUAUUAAUGACAAUUUUGUUCUGUCUUUGAACUGUUUUAAUAAUAAAGUUUGGCAUCUAAAUCACAGGCAAAAAAACACACUGUUGGCCUUAAUUAAAAUUAAGUUUGGCUUAUGAAAACUUCGACUGCUUUGCAGAUCGGCCGGUAGCCUGCUAUAUUAGUAAAGAAUGCAUGAUUAAAUAUUAUUUGGUAACUUAACAAUUUCUCUUUAAACUGUUUUAGGUUUGGCUUUAAAUUUUCUGUAGGCUAAAUCAGAGAUAUACAUACAUUGUCUUUUAAUUUGGUUGACCUGAAUUGAAAUAUUAAGCUUGACUGUACUGGCUUUUAAUGUUAGUAUACAGCUGUAAGUGAAACUCUCCAGUGAUCACCUUAAAGAUGGAGAUCUCUUAAGUGUUUAUUAUGGGGAGAUAGGUAUAUAAAGCCUGGUUUCCAUAUGAUCGUCCCGAUCGCCCCAGUCAUUUAAAAAAGUUUGGAGAUAAUCCGGACAAGUGGGACGAUAGGUGGUUUCCAUGUGAUCGUCUGGGUGCCUCAACAACAAGAGACACGGGGUGUCAUCAGCGAUGUCUCUUGGUUAGACAAUAGAAUUUUUGUGUGGGUGUCGCAAACAAGCUAUACUUACAUGUAAUGAUGGAUUUUAAAUGGAGAGCAAACCUCAAGCUUUGCUAUCUGCUUUUUCUCUCUAUUUUGUGGCGUCAACAAGCUUGAAGUCAGUUCCACAAAGACACAGUAUCACAUCUAGAACUUGAUGAAACAGAUUUUCUCUUUAGUUUCAAAUAGCGCCCAUACGUGAUGUGAACAUUUUUGAAUUAUUUUUGACUUCAGCGGCAUCCAGGCCGAAUAUAUUCUAAAUUAAUGGAAUAAUAGUGAUGAUUUCUGGGAUAGCCUUCGAUCGUCCUGAUAGUCACAGUCAUCUGAGAGCAUUUCCAGAUCACUUCAAAAUUUACAUGAUCCUCCCAAUAGAGAUUGUCUCAGUCAUCCGGGUCAUUUGCGAUCGUCUGGGUAGCAUUUUCACAUGAUUGUCCGGAUUGUCUGAACAUUAUUUGAGUCAACUGCGACAAUCACAGCACAGCCAAAAUGUGUUAAUGACAGUGUUAUCACGGACAGACAUAAUCAUGGAAAAGCUAUAAUAUUUAACAAUUAUUCCACGAGGGCACGUUGGAUAUGAGAUGAUAGAUAGCCAACGAGGCGCAUAGCGCCGAGUUGGCUAUAAUCAUUUCAUAUCCAACAAGCCCGAGUGGAAUAAUUGUUUUAUUAAAACGCCCACAAAAUCUCGUUGAAUCGCCCCGACUAGAACAAACCGGAAAAGACAAGGGACUUCCGCUAUUCUCAUGUCACACGUCUAUCAAAACUGUCAACGCGCGAACGGACUCGCCUAGACUGCAUGAAUGAAAAUCAAAACAUUGUAGCGAUGAACAUUAGUUUUUUAAAAACUCAUCGUGAUUCUAGGAUUUUACACAGCAGAACAGCUUAAAAAACCUGGCAGAUAAUGUGAAGGAAAGGAAUUUUUAAGUGAAAGCCGUCGAAAUUACUAUGAAUUUGGAUUUUCGGUGCAGUUAUAAAAGUAAGAACAACGGAGAAAAACUACCAGUAUUACCUCGGUCGCUUGUUAUGAAGUUGUUUGAAGCCACAAGCUGGUUUUGCUGAACGAGAAAAGAAGCUAUACUGCCGCCUCGAUUGCUCUAGUGAAUGGCUGCAUAGCCUGUAUUUGUAGCUCGUUACUUGUGAUUUAUGUUCUUGAUGUCGGGUAAAUAAGCUGCAGUUAUCUAUCGGCGAGUGACUCGAUCGGCGAAUGGCUUCGCGAUCAUGAAGAAACAACACUUGUCUUCUUUCGUAGCUGGUCAAGGUACUUUAGUUCCAUGUGUUUUUCGACAAACUUUCAAACAAGCUCUUGUGGCUUUUUUGUUUGUUUUUGUCUUUUUUCUUUCGUUGAAAUUGCAUUUCUAGUAUUCUAAGAAAUGAAUUAAAACGAUUUGCUUCGGGCGCCGUUUUAUCCUUCGUGAAAAAAGAUCUCAGCUAGCUUCCAAUUUUAAACUGACGAGUACACCGACUAUAUAUGGAGAACAUGGUAUAUUAGCUCAUAUACCAUAACGGCUAAGCCAAUCAAAAUGCUAGAAUUGCAUUAUCCAAUGAUUCAGUUUUUAAUAAAAAUAGUUAUAUAUAUGAUUAUAAAAGAAAUGUGAUUUUUCUUGGCCAGGGGAAAAUCAGAAAACUUUGCAAGUGGUCAGGAAAAGACAUAGGUGUUGUGAAGGUCUGUAAAGAGUGUCGAGCCGCAAAGUUUAUUUUCUGGUAAAAUGUUUUCAGAAAACGCAGUCAAAAUCAUUUUAAAAAAGUCAAAAACGAAGAGUAGAGUAAUAUAGAUUUUUUUUGCGGGAAAUUUUUUUAGGAGUUUCUCAGCUGCUGAUAAACUCUAAUAAACUCUAUUGAAUAUAAUUAUGAACAACAACCAAAAACAAAACCUCAGGAAAAAAAGUUGUUUAGGGAGCAAAACAAAGCGAAUAAGGUGUUGACUGAGAGUUUAUACUUCAAGUUGUUUUUUUGCACAUUAACUUGAAAAGUUGCUAUGACAUCAUUGCCUAUAACAAAAUGCUGCCGUUUAAAUACUAAAAUACGUUUAACUAUGGUAUGUUUAAGUGGUUUUGAACUAUGUUCUCGUUGGGUGCCCCUGCCACCACUUCUUCUUGUUCUUUCUCUUCAAUUUGAACUAUUUCCUCUUCCGUUUGCGUACCGGCAUCUGCUUGGGUAAUCUUCGGGAAAACAUAACAUUGUUACCUGCAGCAUCCUUUUUCUUUUUCCUGUUUGUCACUGUCAGCGACCACAUCUCCCGUAAACCACGCUGUCGCUUUUCUGCCAUUUUGUCGUGUUCUUGGAGACGAAAUGUGGCGUUUUCUAUAGUGGCUUCAGAAACCGCUAACUACAAUGUUCCCUGUAACUGAGACCCAGUCUUCGACUCGUCCUCAACGUUUACUCAACGUAUUACGCAGAGAACGUAUUUUAAAAGCAGACUCAAGCGAUGUUUUGGCGAAAUUCUCCAGAAAAAUUUCAAGUUUGCUUGCUCGCAACAGCUUUGUGAACACUUACCACUUUUUAUCAAAAGUUUUAUUUAUCAUAUAAUUUACCUAAGGGAAAGUAGGCGUCGCAAAUCAAAAAGUUGCCGUCGGAUGCGACGGCCGACGGCUGAUUUUGAAAACACUGUGUGGAAAAAAUGAAAAAUAUUAAUGUAAACAUGCCUAUUAGUCUGUUAUUCAUUUAAUAAAGUUAUAAGCAAUAGAUGUUCAUUAUUAAUUGGAUAAACCUAGCCUGGUCACGUCCAGUGAAGCCAACCAACUGUAUACAUGUAGAAAAAAAUGCAAAACUUUGCGUUUGAUGACAUUCAGUACGAAAAAAAUCUGCACUGUUCACUUACUGUUGUGUCUUUGAGUUUAUUAGUUUUAAGCAACAAUUGAUAAUGAAGGGUGUGUGAAAAAAAAUAGUAACAUUUUUUAGAUUUUUAGGUAUUUUUAGGUUUUCAUGCAUGUGAUUUGAUAGACUGCAAUUUUUAUCAACAUGUAUAUAACACUAAAUAGUCUAUGCAUUUGGGUGGGACACGAAUUUUCAAUAUCUAGAUUAACAUAAUCAAGAAGCCAGUUAGGAAGGUCUAAAUUCCUUGUUGAGCAAUUAAGACAACAAGAAAAUGGCAGGGUGAUUUUAUUAAAUAGUUGAUGUUAGUUUAUACAAGUGCCAAACUUUCCAAUUACUUUUUAGGGGCAGUGUCAUCAAGGUUUUGUGUUACUUCAAAAUCCAACAAAUGCAUAA
Messenger RNA from Porites lobata, 9655 nucleotides. NCBI's taxonomy places the organism in Eukaryota, Metazoa, Cnidaria, Anthozoa, Scleractinia, Poritidae. The record is from the annotation of a GenBank genome assembly.